This is a messenger RNA of Drosophila hydei, 1529 nucleotides long. RefSeq names its product probable cytochrome P450 313a4. NCBI's taxonomy places the organism in Eukaryota, Metazoa, Arthropoda, Insecta, Diptera, Drosophilidae. The record is from RefSeq and is a predicted model, not a curated record. Bases 8 to 1477 code for a protein of 489 amino acids. The transcript has 7 exons. Gene Ontology annotation, molecular function: iron ion binding; heme binding; monooxygenase activity.
UUCAGUCAUGGAUUUAAUUUUGUGCAUAAUCUUAGUCGCUUUGCUAGUGCUUUAUUAUCUGUGGACACGUCGUGAGUUUUAUAAGCUUUCUAUGAAGUUUCCUGGUCCUCUAGGAUAUCCUUUAAUUGGCAUAGCAUUAAAAUUAUCCCAUAACGGAGUCGUGCUCAAGCUGCUAAGAACUUAUAUCAAGAAAUAUGGAAACAUUUUUGUGUCCUGGCUGGGUCCAUUUCCUAUGCUUAUUGUCAGUGAUCCUCAAGUAACACGGGAUAUAUUAACGUCUCCAAAUUGUGUGAAUAAGAGUUUCUUCUAUAAGAUUGUAGAUGAUUCUUUGGGCAAGGGCUUGAUCACUCUGCACGAUUCCGAUUGGACCAAACAUAGAAAGAUCUUAAAUCCCGCUUUCAGCCACAAAAUGUUGCUGAGUUUCUUUCCGAUUUUCAACAAGGAGACAGGAAUAUUACUUAAAGAGUUCAACAAAUUAGCAGAUGGCGAAGAAAGGGAUAUAUUGCCAUGUUUACAGCUGUUCACAUUAAGCAUAGCAACGCAAACCACAAUGGGCACUUGUGUUAAGGAAGAUCCAAAAUUCCAGGAUAAUUCUAUAGUGGUUCAUUUUAAAUGGCUUCUAGAAUGCGCAUCUGAUAUUAUGCACUCUCCGUGGUUGUAUUAUCCAAUUAUACGUCAAAUUUUGGGCAAAGAGGAGCAAUUUGUAAAAUCCAAAAUCUAUGCAAGUACAUUUAUAACCAAGAUAGUGGAUCAGAAGCUCUCUGAAGAUAUUAAAGAUGAAACCCCCUGCAAUAAUAAUUCUGUUCUCAAUUUGGCAAUUCACCAAUUUAAGCGUGGCACCUUUGACAGAAAGGAUGUUGAAGAUGAGUCGUGUGUAAUGGUUGGUGCAGCCGCUGAGACAUCCUCAAAUGCAGUAGCCUUUACGCUCAUGCUGCUAGCCAUGUUUCCAGAGUAUCAAGAAAAGGCAUUUGGGGAAAUUCAAGCUCUGUUUCCUAAAGCGGGCGACUUUUCAAUUAGCUACGAAGAUAUACAACAAAUGGUUUAUUUGGAUCUCGUUUUGAAUGAAUGUUUGCGAUUAAUACCGCCGGUUCCAAUCGUAGCACGGCAAACGUCUCAACCUGUGCGGCUAUCAAGCGGCGUUGUGAUACCCAAAGGCAUGCAAAUUAUUAUUAACAUAUUUGAAAUGCAACGCAGAAAGGAUAUAUGGGGAGAAGAGGCGGAAUCUUUCAAUCCUGAUCACUUUCUGCCACACAAUUUCCAGGACAUACAUCCCUACGGUUUUAUACCCUUUACAAAGGGUAUACGUAACUGCAUAGGGUGGCGAUAUGGUCUCUUAUCUAUAAAACUCACGUUGGCAAAAUUACUGAGAAACUAUAAAUUUAGCACAAGUUUUAAUUUUAAAAAUCUCGAAUAUGUUGAAAAUGUAACCAUGAAAUUAGCUACUAUGCCGCUUUUGAAAUUUGAACAGAGAAACUAACUUAAAACUUAAUAAAAGAACAUUUAAACCAUUAACCGAUAAAAAUCUAAUC